UUCUAACUUUUGCAGAAUUAAAAAAAAAUUUUGAAAUCAGGAUAAAAAUUAAUAAAAAUUAAUAAAAAUGGCUCGAGAUGCUCGAUCUGUUCGAGCACAACGGUUUCCAUUGCAUACAGCUGUAGAACAGGGAGAUGUAAACAAGGUUCUUACUCUCAUCAAGAAGGAUGUCUCUAGAGUGGAGCUUAACAGACAGUAUGAGACGAGUGGAGAAGCUCCUCUUCAUCUUGCAGCAGGACGGGGAGAUAAAAAUAUUAUCCGGAUCCUGGUGGAAUCAGGAGCUAGAGUAGAUCAGAUUGAUUGCGUUCAUCAAACCCCACUUCACUACAGUAUUCUUACAAAUAAUAUAGACAGCAUAUCAUAUAUCAUUAAGUGCGGGGGAAAUGUGAACGUGAGAAGGAUGAAGGAUGGAUGGACGCCAGUAUUUCUAGCUGCAACCUUCGGUACCUCACAGGUUGUCAGGUUGUUAGUGGAGGCAGGAGCUGAUGUUCUCCUUGCCGACAACCUAGGACUCACUCCAGAGGAUUGGGCGGCUAAAUAUAGACUCAAAACUAUACAACAAAUUCUCCGACGUGCUCCCCGGCAUAUAAGUGAGGAGUCCGGAAGAAAAUAUAAAGAAACUCGAGGAGAGAGAAUUGAAACUCCAGUACAGUUUGAUGAUAGUAUAAACAAACUUCUUGCCAAGAUUGAAUUAAAAAGAAAAGAGAAGAUGAUCAAGGUUGAAGUUAAAGUUGAGGAGCAGGAAAGAAUCUUGGUAAAUAAUCUAGCGCUAGAAACUGCAGAGAACAGUAUUGUAUCACGACAGAAAAGAUUAGAUACUUUUCAGCAAAAUCAAAAAGUAAAAUCAAAACAAGUAAAACCUAAUCUCAAAACUGAAAAUUAUAACAAUCAAGGUAUUUCCGAAACUAACCAAGAUAAAAAGGUUAAAGUUGAAAGUAAUGAUGCUUCAGGUUCUAAAGGCGUAAAAACCAGGACUAUAACUGACAAUUCUCAAAGUUCUAUAAAAACUGUAUUUCCUGAAAGCAAUCCUGAAACCUUCAAUACAUCAUCUCGAAAUAAUGAUGAGAAUAAUAAUAUUGAUAACAAUAAGUUGAUAUAUGAUCCAAGUACAGAGAAUUACAAGAAUACAGAAGAUCAAGGAGGUGUAAAGAAUACAGAAGCACAAGUACAAAUGCAAAAUACUAAAGAUCAAAGAUGUAACCAGAGAAUAAGAGAUCAAGAAAGUAAAGAGAUAUUAGAAAAUAAAGAAAUUAAACCAAUUAUAGAAGAUCAGGAAGGUAAAAAGGUUACAGAAGAUCAAGAAAAUAAACAAAUUAAAGAAGAUCAAAAAAGUAUACCGAGUAUAGGAGAUCAAAAAAGUAAACAGAUUAUACAAGUUCAAGAAGUCACACAGAUUAUAAAGGAUCAAGAAAACAAACAGAUUAAAAAGGAUCAAGAAAACAAACAGAUUAGAAAAGAUCAUGAAAGUAAACAGAUUACAGAAUAUCAGGAAAGUAAACCGCUACGUGAAAAUCAAGAAAGCAUAGAGAUUACAGUAGUACAAGAAAGCAUACAGAUUAUAGAAGAUCAAAAAAGUAUAGAGAGUUUAAGAUAUCAAGAAAGUAAACAGAUUAUACAAGUUCAAGAAGUCAAACAGAUUAUAAAGGAUCAAGAAAACAAACAGAUUAUAAAGGAUCAAGAAAACAAACAGAUUAUAAAGGAUCAAGAAAGCAAACAGAUUACAGAAGAUCAGGAAAGUAAACAGAUUUUAAAAGAUCAUGAAAGUGAACAGAUUACAGAAGAUGAGGAAAGUAAACCGCUACGUGAAAAUCAAGAAAGCAAAGAGAUUACAGUAGUACAAGAAAGCAUACAGAUUAUAGAAGAUCAAAAAAGUAUACGGAGUGUAAGAGAUCAAGAAAGUAAACAGAUUAUAAAGGAUCAAGAAAGUAAACAGAUUAUGAAGGAUCAAGAAAACAAACAGAUUAUAAAGGAUCAAGAAAACAAAGAGAUUAUGAAGGAUCUAGAAAACAAACAGAUUCGUAAGGAUCAAGAAAACAAACAGAUUAGUAAGGAUCAAGAAAACAAACAGAUUAUAAAGGAUCAAGAAAACAAAACAGAUCAAGAAAGCAAACAGAUUACAGAAGAUCAAGAAGGCAAACAGAUUACAGAAGAUCAAGAAAGUAAACAGACAGAAGAUCAAAAAAAAAAACAUAUUACAGCAGAGCAAGGAUGUGUACAAGGUACAAAAGAAAAUGUUAUGUUGGCAAGUAACAAGAAAUAUAAAAACGAACAAAGCGAAGAAAAACAAGGAGAAAAAGAAAUCAAAGGAAAGGAAAAUUCAAUUGAAGAACAAUAUACAAACAAAAUGAACCAUAUAAAAGAUCAAGAUCAUGAUAAACCAAAAAUCAACUCCAUUAGCUCUUGUGUAAACUCUGAGAAUAUUCCAUCAAAAUCCACUACCAACCCCGUCCCUACAAAUGCACCUGAAUCCUCCACUAAAGCCUCUUUAGAACCUUCUCUAUUAAACUCAGCAGAGAGGAUGGACGGAGAGAACGAUUACACUAAUCUUGAUGGACUGAGAGUUCUAAAAUGUGAUAUUUUAAACCUAGAAAAACAUGUUCAAGAUCAAGAGUUCAAUAAUAAAAUGAAGGUUUUCAAUAAUUACAAGCAGUUCGGGCACAUGUACGCUUCUAAGGGUAACAAUAAGAAAUCUGAGUGGGCGUUCUCUAAUGGUAUAAAGCAGGCUGAACUCACAGUACCAAAAAGCUUAGAACAAUUCAAAAUAAUAAAACAAACUGAAAUCGAGUUUAGAAUAUUGAGAGCAAGGUGUAUGCAGGAGGUGGGGAGGGUAGAUGAGCUGAAAGAAGAAUGUUCCCGCAUUUUGAAAAUAGAUCCUGCUAAUUCAGAAGUUUCUGGUCUUUUGGAGAAAUUUACGUGAAUGAUGAAAAGUAUUUGCAACAAUGUUUGCUUAACCCCUAUACUACACACAAAAUAUCAUACAAGUUUAGCUACUUUAUUAUUUUGUAUUAAUAAAAGUUUAGGGUGU
Messenger RNA from Eurytemora carolleeae, 3025 nucleotides. Its product is annotated as calponin homology domain-containing protein DDB_G0272472. Gene Ontology annotation, molecular function: protein binding. The transcript is spliced from 9 exons. Lineage: Eukaryota; Metazoa; Arthropoda; Copepoda; Calanoida; Temoridae. Gene Ontology annotation, cellular component: cytoplasm; nucleus. The coding region runs from base 68 to 2917 and encodes 949 amino acids. The record is from RefSeq and is a predicted model, not a curated record.